Messenger RNA from Lasiodiplodia theobromae, 1317 nucleotides. RefSeq lists its product as uncharacterized. Gene Ontology annotation, molecular function: polygalacturonase activity. The record is from RefSeq and is a predicted model, not a curated record. Gene Ontology annotation, biological process: carbohydrate metabolic process. Lineage: Eukaryota; Fungi; Ascomycota; Dothideomycetes; Botryosphaeriales; Botryosphaeriaceae. The transcript has a single exon. The coding region runs from base 1 to 1317 and encodes 438 amino acids.
AUGCGUCUCUUCUCGUGCCCCGCUCUGCCCCUCUCCCUAUACUGCGUUGUCACUUCUGCCCGAGUGAUCCAAACAACUCUUGACGAUGGCCGACCUCAAUGCACCGUCCACGCCAGCGGCAACCAGACCGACGAUGUGCCCACAAUUCUUUCUGCCUUCACCUCUUGUGGGAACGGCGGCGACAUCGUCUUCCCGGAAGGCGAGGACUACUACAUCGCGACGCGGCUGAACCCCGUCGUCAACGACGUCCGCAUCCAUUGGCACGGUCAAUGGACCUUCUCUCCCGACCUGGACUACUGGCGCGCCAACUCUUACCCCAUAUUCUUCCAGAAUCACGCCGCGGGCUUCAUCCUCACGGGCGACCACAUCUGGAUCGACGGCUACGGCACGGGGGGCAUCUUCGGCAACGGCAACACCUGGUACGUCGCCGAGGCGGACUCGCCCGUGGGCGACACGCAGCCGGGGCGGCCAAUGCCGUUCGUCUUCUGGAACGUGUCGGACGUGACGGUGUCCAACUUCUACGUGCGGGACCCGCAGCUGUGGGCCAUCAACAUCAUGAACGGCACGCACCUGGCCUUCGACAACAUCACGGUCAACGCGACGGCGCCGACGGCGCCCUACGGCGUCAACUGGAUCCAGAACACGGACGGCUUCGACACCAUGGACGCGACCAACGUGGCGCUGACCAACUUCGUGUACCAGGGCGGCGACGACUGCGUGGCCGUCAAGCCGCGCAGCCGCAACAUCGUGGUGCGCCACGCGCGCUGCGUCGGCGGCAACGGCGUCGCCGUCGGCUCGCUGGGCCAGUACCUCGAGGACGCGUCCGUCGAGAACGUCGUCAUUGAUGAUGUCACGCUCGUGCGUAAUCAGUGGCUGCACGGCUCCGCCCUCAUCAAGACCUGGGUCGGCGUGCUCGUCAACCAGUCGUCGCGCGCCUACGAGAGCGCCUGGGUGCCCCGCGGCGCCGGCUGGGGCUCCGUCCGCAACGUGCUGUUCUCAAACUUCAGGGUCGAGGGCGCAGAGGCCGGCCCCGAGAUCAAUCAGGAUAGCGGGAACAACGGGACCGAGGCGUUCAAGGGGAGCAGCUUGAUGGAGAUAUCGAAUAUAGCGUAUGUGAAUUGGACCGGUUGGUUGAAUCUGGAUGACGGAGACACUACGACGGCGGGGAUCAGUUGCUCGACGAAGGAGCCAUGCUAUAACAUCGACUUUAAGAACGUGAACCUGACGACGGCGCAGAAUAGCACAGAUCUAGGGACUGCAGAGUGUAAGUUCAUCGAGGAGGGAGGAGUGCAUGGGGUUGAGGGGGAGGGAUGUUAA